Molecule: messenger RNA, 1818 nt
Organism: Thamnophis elegans (Western terrestrial garter snake)
Lineage: Eukaryota; Metazoa; Chordata; Lepidosauria; Squamata; Natricidae
Gene: PLAUR
Product: plasminogen activator, urokinase receptor
Exons: 7
Coding region: 120-1136 (338 amino acids)
Cellular component (GO): plasma membrane
Source: RefSeq, a predicted model, not a curated record
GUCUCUUUUUUCUUUCCUCCCCCUCGGGCUGCAAGAAUUGCUCCAGGAUCCACUCGCUUUGCGGAUUACCAGCUCCCUCCUAAGCCGCCGCCGCCGCCCUGCGUCCCGUUGCAGAAUCCAUGAAGUUUUUUUGGACCGGCGUUUUGUUCUCCUUGGUGGUGACAGAUGUUGCAGCCCUUCAGUGCUACUCCUGUAAUGGCUACAGCGACUGCAAGGAUACGGAGACCUGUAAAGAGCACCAGCCGAUGUGUAAAACCACCGUCAUGACCAUAAUAAGCCGACCCAAGAUCUCCACCUACUUCCUCAAGGGCUGUGAUGUCCGUGGAAAGGCUAAUAAUUCCAUCUCACACCUUCUGGGCCAACGGGUGGUCUUUCUGGCAGAGGAGCAUUGUGAAACCGAUCUGUGCAACAGUGGCAUACCCAAGGAAAUGCCCACAGUGAGGGAUAUGAUCCAUAUCCGGGGCCUUAAUGAAAACCUCCUGAGUUGCUACUCUUGUACAGCUGCUGAUAACAGUUGUAAGAACUCCAGGCUCACACCGAUGCGUUGUUUCUGGCCCCAGGACAAGUGCAUAGAUAUCACCUCCUUGACAGAUGGAGAAGAAUUACCCAAGGAUCAAGAACGUAUCAAAGGCUGCGGGCAGUUUUCCCACUGCCAGGAUGCUCUGGGCUUCCACAACCACAAGAAUUUCUACAUGGUCAAGUGUUGUAACUUCAGCGGGUGUAACAAUGAUGUGCAAGAUUACAAGCAGGCUCCCUUGCCCUUGAACGGGAUUACGUGUCACAGCUGCGAAGGAAACGGUACUCACGGCUGUGCCCCAGAUAAUAUCACCACGGUGCAAUGCCGAGGCCAUAUGACUAAGUGCCUAGAGGCCUCAGGAAUCCACGGUGUCUCUGGGAGCUACUCAGCCAUCAAAGGUUGUGCAUCUCCAUCCUGGUGCAACAGUCCCUAUACCUCUAUUUACAAGAACCUGGGCAACGUAGAAACUCACUGCUGUACUGGUGAGCUGUGCAACCGUUUGAUCAUCGAUGGACAGCGAAAAUCAUCUCCAAGGAGCCAAGCCAGCCACCUCACCUUGGCCCAUCACACUAUUACGUCAACGAGUCUCCUGCUUUUUAUAGUUUCCCUCCUUUCUUGAGAAAGCUCCUGAUCUCCAAGAGGAAGGCGGACGCUUACUCCGGAUCUGGACCAAGUAGAACUUAGAACUAGGACCUUUUCUACUCUCCCCAAUAUUUGAAUGCAGCUGGGAAUAAACGGGAGGGGGGGGUUCUUGCUGAGAGCCCCUCCUUAUGUGGGAUGUACACACCUCACACCAUUAAAGAGACCGUCAUCCCUACAAAACCAGGGGCUCUCUGGUAGGGUUUCUGCUCAAUGGGAUAGAGUAACAAGAGUUGGAAAGGACCUUGGAGGUCUUCUAGACCAACCCCCUGCUUAAGACAGGAAACCCUACGCCACUUCAGACAUAUGGUUGUCCAAUCUCUCCUUAAAAACCUCCAGUGCUGGAUCAAUGAAUGCAAGUCAAGAUUGCUGAAUUAUAGCAAAGAUGCUGGACCCACAUCUUGUGGGGGAAAUCCUCAUUUUUUUUCAUAGUCCGCUGAAUAGGACACCACGAAAUUUCCCAUUCCUUUUAUUUAUACCUUCUCGAUGCUAUGAUGGACCCUUUUUUAGUUGUUUCAGCUCAUGAAGAUUGAGCCUCGUGGUCUUUUGAAAUCUGGGUGGGGCACUCAAGAGCCAUCCCUGCCUUACCUCCAAAGCUUGACUCAUCAGUGACCCGAGGAGCUUGCCCAAGGAGCAGCUAUUUUCCUCUUUUAGAAGUUUGU